CAUCCUGCUGACGGGAACCGUAGCCAGCAGCUUGGCGGUGGGAGGCGAUGAAGAUCUGGAGCUCGGAACACGUGUUCGGCCACCCAUGGGACACAGUCAUCAAGGCUGCCAUGAGGAAGUACCCAAAUCCGAUGAACCCCUGUGUGGUGGGAGUUGAUGUGCUGGAGAGGAGUGUGGACGGUCGGGGCCGGCUUCACAGCCACCGGCUCCUCAGCACGGAAUGGGGGCUGCCGGGCCUCGUGAGAGCGGUUUUGGGAACCAGUAGGACUUUGACAUACAUCAGAGAACAUUCUGUUGUGGAUCCAGUGGAAAAGAAAAUGGAACUUUGUUCUACCAAUAUCACACUCACAAACUUGGUGUCUGUGAACGAGAGGUUGGUGUACACUCCCCACCCAGAGAACCCUCAAAUGACCGUGCUUGUGCAAGAAGCCAUCAUCACCGUCAAAGGGAUGAGCCUCGGCAGCUAUCUAGAAAGUUUAAUGGCCAGCACAAUAUCAUCAAAUGCCAAAAAGGGGUGGGCUGCUAUUGAGUGGAUAAUUGAAAAUUCUGAAAGCGCCGUGAGCUAACGGGGCCACACCUGCACCUGUGCUAAGCGGCGGUAACUACGAUGCCUCACACAAAAAACCAAAGAGGAAAGAAAGGAAGAAAGAAGUGAGUCCUGAAUAUGGUUCAGCGGCCCCCCUGGGAAAGGUGUGGAAGCUGCUGCCGCCUGAUCCCAGCCCUGCUUGGGCCUCUUCGUCAUGACCUCACAAACAGGCCAGGCGCCUAGGCCAGGCGCAGGCAGAAUUCUCACUCACGCAGAGUGGCCCAGCGGAAGGAAGACCUCUAGCGGGAGGAUGGGGCCACAAAGCCACCGCCUUGCUACCCUGGAUGCUGAGCCAGGGUCCUGGGAGCCAGCCCCUUGCUACCUGCCACUCUGAGGCUGUUUGGCUGGACUGUUCUUGAGCCUUCCUCAGCUCUCCCCUUAACAGCAGUGGCCAGGCUUUCCUGCCAACUCUUGGAUCUUACAAAGCAGCUUUUCUCUUUUCAGAUGACUUCCCUCCUGUGCUCCUAACCACAGACUGCACUGCCAGACCUGGCCACACCUGUCACUUCAGAUGCCAUCACUGCACCACUUCCCCUUACCUGCAUCACUGUCGUGCAGAGAGGCGCUCACUGGGACUGUUGGCUCAUCUGCAUAGCCCCAGGUUGAGGUCGGGAGGCCUUGGAGUGGGUGAUUAGCCGGCUCAGCACGGAGUUGGAG
Molecule: messenger RNA, 1243 nt
Organism: Condylura cristata (star-nosed mole)
Lineage: Eukaryota; Metazoa; Chordata; Mammalia; Eulipotyphla; Talpidae
Gene: PRELID3A
Product: slowmo homolog 1 (Drosophila)
Exons: 9
Coding region: 48-566 (172 amino acids)
Biological process (GO): phospholipid transport
Cellular component (GO): mitochondrial intermembrane space
Molecular function (GO): phosphatidic acid transfer activity
Source: RefSeq, a predicted model, not a curated record